Molecule: messenger RNA, 1722 nt
Organism: Asterias rubens (European starfish)
Lineage: Eukaryota; Metazoa; Echinodermata; Asteroidea; Forcipulatida; Asteriidae
Product: acid-sensing ion channel 1-like
Exons: 10
Coding region: 105-1565 (486 amino acids)
Biological process (GO): sodium ion transmembrane transport
Cellular component (GO): membrane
Molecular function (GO): ligand-gated sodium channel activity
Source: RefSeq, a predicted model, not a curated record
UACAAACACUUCAGCUGCUGACUGCGAUUUGGUGUCUCCGUUUAUGUACGCCUAAACGUCGUAGCAGGAAUCAGGAUUAAUGAGAGUAAAGACUGUAGAUCAUCAUGGAUGAAAGAAGAUCCGAUGUCAACUUGGAGAAUGAGUUUGCCAACAGCACCAGCCUACAUGGUAUCGCUCGAGUUGCUAACAAUACCAGAGUACGCGUCAAGCUGGUUUGGGUGUCCAUCAUGAUGACAUGUUUCUGUGUAUGUGUGUACCAAGUUCACGACAGGUUCUCAUUUUACCUCAUGUAUACGGCCAAUACUGCCAUAUCGGUGGAGUAUGCAAGAAAUCUGGACUUCCCGGCAGUCACCAUUUGUAACUUCAACAGGUAUCGCCAAAGUCAAGUUACAACGGAGGAAUACAAAUAUUUAAAGUACAUCUUGACCAACACUGACUUCUCGACAGAGCAGACUGUGGACAUACCGGAUGAAAACGACAGCAGGAAAUUCAACUUUACUGAAUUCACGUUGAGGGCGGGCUUCCUUAUUGCCCCAGCACUCAUUGAAUGCAAAUGGCGAGGGAAGCCAUGCUAUGCAGAGAAUUUCACGCACGUGUUUACACCAUUCGGCAGCUGCUGGACGUUCAACUCUGGCAAAAAUGCACCUAUCCUUCAAGCUCACCAAGCAGGGGAGGGCAAUGGACUCGAAAUAUUUAUUGACAUAGAACAGUCGGAAUAUACCGAAACAAUCACGAAUAACUUCCAAGCUGGUCUGAAAGUUGUCAUACACGACCAGCACACGCCUCCAUUGGUUGAAUCAAGUCUAGCAAUCUCACCUGGUGUCCACGCCUUCGUGGGUAUCCGACGACAACAGUAUUUGAAUCUGGAGAAACCGCACGGAAAAUGUGAUGCAUCAGCCAAGCUCGACAGGUUUGAGAAAUACUCACUGGAAGCCUGCACUAUCGAUUGUUUAACAGAAGUAAUCGUACAAACGUGUCACUGUAGGCCUGUCGGAUAUCCUGGAAAUGAGACGGAAUGUUCGCCUUUUCAGGAAAGGAACUGUUCAAUCCAAGUUGCUGAUCAAUUUCACAGCGGUGAAAUUGGAGACUGUGAAUGCACAGUGCCUUGCAAUCACACAGCCUUCUCUACUGGCCUCUCAACAGCAGUAAUACCCAGUCUGAGAUCCGUGAGAGUAUUGACUGAAGUGCUCUUCUCCGGUAACCGGAGUAAGCAAAACUCUCCUGGUUUCAACGACACGAUCGCUGAAUUGGUGGACGAUUUAAGUCCUGGCUUGGAGAAAGAUAUUAAGGAUAACUUGGUGAUUCUGAGCCUGUAUUACGAGGAACUGAAUUUCCAGUUAUAUGAACAAACCAAAGCAUAUACACUGUCAGCUUUAGUCAGCGAUAUUGGCGGUCAACUUGGACUUUUUCUCGGAGCAAGUUUCAUCACAUUGGCUGAGAUACUUGUGUACAUUACACACAAAGUGAAAAGGUGUUUUGCUUCGAAACGUAAAUCUGAAAACGAAGAAACUGUCGAGUCUGAAAAAAGUAACAUUGAUAGCGUUACUCAUACCAGUGUGCUUUGAAAGAUUGAGGUUUAGCCAAAGCAUAAAUAAACUAUGAAAAAGAUUUCCUAUCAAUUUUUGUUUUUGUAAGUGAAUGUUAAAUUUUCUAUAAAAAUAUUGACUUUAGAGCCAUUAUACACUUUUGGUAAACAUUAUUGUCCAAGUCCCACACUUCGUG